Sorex araneus (European shrew) is the source of this 4396-nucleotide messenger RNA. It is a transcript of the gene PADI2, whose product is annotated as peptidyl arginine deiminase 2. The record is from RefSeq and is a predicted model, not a curated record. Lineage: Eukaryota; Metazoa; Chordata; Mammalia; Eulipotyphla; Soricidae. The transcript is spliced from 16 exons. Gene Ontology annotation, cellular component: cytoplasm. Bases 80 to 2077 code for a protein of 665 amino acids. Gene Ontology annotation, molecular function: protein-arginine deiminase activity; calcium ion binding.
UAAAGCGCGCUGGGCCGCGGCCGCUGCGGAGGCUGCAGCGGGCUUACCUGGCGCAGGUGCACCGGGAGCAGCGGCCAGGAUGCUGCGCGAACGGACGGUGCGGCUGCAGCACGGUAGCCGCGUGGAGGCGGUCUACGUGCUCGGCACUCACCUCUGGACCGAUGUCUACAGCGCGGCCCCGGCUGGCGCCCAGACGUUCAGUCUGAAGUACUCGGAGUGCGUGCAGGUGGAGGUGGUCUGCGACGGCGAGGCGGAGGAGGUGACCACCAACGGCAAGCAGCGCUGGCCUCUCUCCCCCAGCACCAUACUGCGGCUCACCAUGCGCCAGGCCAGCGCUGAGGCCAGCAUUGAUAAGGUGACCGUCAGCUACUACGAGAAGGAAGGCAAUACCCCCAUCGACCGUGCUGGGCUCUUCCUCACAGCCAUUGAGAUCUCCCUGGACGUGGAUGCAGACCGGGACGGCGUGGUGGAGAAGAACAACCCACAGAAGGCCUCCUGGACGUGGGGCCCCGAAGGCCAGGGCGCCAUCCUGCUGGUGAACUGUGACCGGGACACACCCUGGCUGACCCGGGAGGACUGCAGUGACGACAAGGUCUACAGCAAGGAAGACCUCAAGGACAUGUCCCAGAUGAUCCUGCGGACCAAAGGCCCAGAGCGUCUCCCUGCCGGCUACGAGAUCGUUCUCUACAUUUCCAUGUCAGACUCGGACAAAGUGGGGGUGUUCUACGUGGAAAACCCAUUCUUCGGCCAGCGUUACAUCCACAUCCUGGGCCGCAAGAAGCUCUACCACGUGGUCAAGUACACGGGCGGCUCCGCGGAGCUGCUGUUCUUCGUGGAAGGCCUGCGCUUCCCCAACGAGGGCUUCCCGGGCCUGGUGUCCAUCCACGUCAGCCUGCUGGAGCACACGGCCGAGGAACUUCCCUUGACACCCAUCUUCACGGACACCGUGACGUUCCGGAUUGCUCCGUGGAUCAUGACCCCCAACAUCCUGCCUCCGGUGUCGGUGUUUGUGUGCUGCGUGAAGGACAAUUACCUGUUCCUGAAAGAGCUCAAGAGCCUCGUGGAGAAAACCAAAUUUGAGCUGAAGGUCUGUUUCCAGUACGUGAACAGAGGCGACCGCUGGAUCCAGGAUGAAGUGGAGUUCGGCUACACCGAGGCACCCCACAAGACCCUCCCCGUGGUGCUGGACUCCCCGCGAGACGGGAAGCUGAAGGACUUCCCGGUGAAGCAGCUCCUGGGCCCAGAUUUCGGCUACGUGACCCAGGAGACGCGACCUGAGAUAGUCAGCAGCCUUGAUUCCUUUGGAAACCUGGAGGUCAGCCCCCCAGUGACUGUGAAUGGCAAGACGUACCCCCUGGGCCGGAUCCUCAUCGGAAGCAGCUUUCCUCUGUCCGGAGGCCGGAGGAUGGUCAAGGUGGUGCGGGACUUCCUGCAGGCCCAGCAGGUGCAGGCGCCCGUGGAGCUCUACUCUGACUGGCUCUCCGUGGGCCACGUGGACGAGUUCAUGACCUUCGUCCCUGUCCCAGGCACAAAGAAAUUCCGGAUGCUCAUGGCCAGCACCUCAGCCUGCUACAAGCUCUUCCGUGAGAAGCAGAAGGAGGGCCACGGGGAGGCUGUCAUGUUCAAAGGCUUGGGCGGCAUGAGCAGCAAGCGAAUCACCAUCAACAAGAUCCUGUCCAAUGAGAGCCUCGUGCAGGAAAACUUAUACUUCCAGCGCUGCCUGGACUGGAACCGCGACAUCCUCAAGAAGGAGCUGGGGCUCUCAGAGAAGGACAUCAUCGACCUGCCCGCCCUGUUCAAGAUGGACGAGGGUCACCAGGCCGUGGCCUACUUCCCCAACAUGGUGAACAUGAUCGUGCUGGACAAGGACCUGGGCGUCCCCAAGCCCUUCGGGCCGCAGAUCGAGGAGCAGUGCUGCCUGGAGACGCACGUGCGCGGCCUGCUGGAGCCGCUGGGCCUCAGCUGCACCUUCCUGGACGACAUCUCCGCCUACCACAAGUACCUGGGCGAGGUGCACUGCGGCACCAACGUGCGCCGGAAGCCCUUCCCCUUCAAGUGGUGGCACAUGGAGCCCUGAGCCGCGGCCCCAAGCUGCCCUCCUGCCCCGUGUUCUCCAGACCCCUCAUGCCCCACAGAGCCUGAUGUGGCCGGGAGACCUUCAGACAGGGUGGAGGGGGAGUGUGGGGUGGGGGACCUUGACCUCCCCCAGAAGGGCCUAGGCGUCCCCAGGAGCCACCACCAUGGCCCUCAGCUCUGUCCUUCCUUGAAACAGCCGGGCCUCUGGCCAGCAUGUGUGUAGUGUGGGCAUGCAAACUAAAACCCCAGCCCUGACCCCACUCCCCAGAGAACCCUUGGUCUUCUGUCUGACACCAACAGGGGCAGAGGCGGGGCCGGGGUUCUCCUGAUAGCCAGAAGGUCAAGAAAGGUCAAGGGUGAAUGCUGGAGAAAGGUGCUGGGGCCUCAGAUGAACCUUCAACCACUUAAUCAUUUGAAAUUUGCCUCUCUCACAGUGUCCAGGAGGCCACCCCCAAUUAUUCUCUGUUUCCCAGCCUCUCUCAAAUUCCCCAGGCUUUCUUUCUGCUGUGGAGAUGCCACAGACCAGCUUCCCUCUCCCCUGGGGUCCAGCAAUUCGCGUAGAAUCUUUGCUGGAGAUGAAUUUUAUCAGGGCUGCUUUCUGCCUGCUUAGGAUGCUCCUCACACUUCAUCUUUCUCUUGAGCACAGGCCCUCCCAGGUGUGGGUUUCUCCCCACACCAGGCUCCCCAGCAUUCCCCAGGUGCCAGGGUCUGCCAUCUUCCCUCACCGGGUUCUCGACUCUUCAGCCACUCCCUAACUUCCCUUCUCCCAUCUCCACUUCCUGUCUAUUCCCCAUGACAUCUCUCUCCCGACAGCUGACAAGGACCUCAGCCUCUCUCCCACACACCCACCAGUCAGGCUCAGAUCUUCCCCCAGGACAUACUAAUCACUUGCCUCUCCCCAGACUUCAGACCUAAAAUUUAAGGACCCUGGACUAGCCCCCAGUCCAAACAACUGGCUGUGGGUCUUGGAGAUAGAUUUGGGACUCUGGAAGUUUGCUCCGUGCAUUUGCACAAGACCUGCUCAUUUGGGCUAACACAGAUUAACUGGUGCCAGAGAGAUUGCCGAAUGGGCUAGCUCAUACUUUGCACACAGGAAGCUCGGGUUUGAUUUCCGACACUGUAAGAUCCCCUGAGUACCGCUGGGACUGACUCCUGAGCACAGGGCUGGGAGUUAGCCAUUCAGCACCUCUCACGGUGGACCCAAAACAAAACUCAGAACAAAACAUUAAUUCCCUGGCUCCAGCUGAGAAGACCCAGUUUCAACUAAAACAAAACAGUCCCUUUAGGAUCUGUUGGUACCAGGAAAAUAACUGAAUUAUAAUUCCACUUCAGAGGUUAACAGGAAUCAAUGAAAACCAAUGAAAAGAUUACAAGUGGGUGCUCCUGGCGGAAGGAGAUUUUCUUUUGGGGUUAUUUUGCUCACUCAUUCAACAAACAUUGGUUGUGCAUCUAUGACCUGGGCACUGUGUUGGGCUCUAAGGAUACAGUAGCCAGCAGCAAACUGAACCUGGUCCCUGCCUCCUGGUCCUGGUCCACUCCCUCAUGCACCGCCCCACCUUUCAAUGGCUAGCAUUAGCCCUUCAGUCGGGCAUUUGCAUCAGGACCACCGCAAGGAGUGUGGGUCUUCUUUAAACACGCCUCCUUUCCACCGAGCUGGGCCAGGAUCCCAACUGAUCAGACCCUAGAUCCUGUUGUCCCUUUGUGGGGACAGUGGUCCCUGCCUUGGUAAGGCCAAAACCCCCAAACCUCCCCAACCCUGAACCUGAAGACACCAAGUGCCUAUUUGAGGGUGUUUAUCUGGAGACUUAGCUUGUGUGUUUUGCUUGCAUUCAUUGCUUUCUAGUCUAGCAGCAGGGGAAGUGGGAACCUCCCACGUGGAAACAGUGUGUAUUUAUAGAUAUUUCUUAAACUCUUCCCCUCUUGAUAAACUCCUUGUUUUUUGUUUUUUGGUUUUUUUUUUUUUUUUUUUUUUUUUGGUGUUUGGGUAGCCUUCCAGGACUCAGAUUCCCAUUUCCACCUCCUGUGACCACCUCCAACAUGGACAUCUCCCCACACCUACUGGCCCAUUGCUUUUCCCCAACCCACCCCCACUUUCUGUAACUGUAGACACAGAAUACACUUCUGUGUAUUGCAAAACUCUACUAAGUUCCUGUUUCCAUCUUGAUUUUGAAAUACUUGAUGCAAGAAGACAGAGGGAAUGGUGAGGAAGGUUAACAAUGAGAGCAGUUUCAAUUCUCACAUCAGGAGGCCGUGAUGGAGAAGGAGAGGUGUUUGGGGAAGGACCUGGUUAUGCAACAAUAAAAUUAACAGUCAGAAGGCA